Ascochyta rabiei is the source of this 819-nucleotide messenger RNA. RefSeq names its product regulatory particle non-ATPase. The transcript is spliced from 2 exons. The record is from RefSeq and is a predicted model, not a curated record. The coding region runs from base 1 to 819 and encodes 272 amino acids. Gene Ontology annotation, biological process: proteasome-mediated ubiquitin-dependent protein catabolic process. Lineage: Eukaryota; Fungi; Ascomycota; Dothideomycetes; Pleosporales; Didymellaceae. Gene Ontology annotation, cellular component: proteasome regulatory particle, lid subcomplex; proteasome regulatory particle; cytosol.
AUGGCCGAUAAAGAACUGCAGUCGGCGCUCCAGCAGCUCCACCAGACGCUCAAGUCGCGCAACUACCAGCAAGCCACAACGCUCCUCUCCAAGGCCAAGAUGGCACUCCUACAACUCAACGCCCUUAUUCCGCAAGAAAAUACAACGAAGAAGCAACUACAGGCCGCCCGCGAAACACUUGAGCUUGGCGCCAUCAUCUCCAUCCGCCUCAAAGACACCGUCUCCUUCACACGCUACUUCCAGCAGCUGCAGCCCUUCUACGCGCUGCCCGCCUCCACUCUGCCAAAAGACGGCAGUCAAGCCAGCAAAGUCACAGGCCUGUAUCUUCUGCUGCUGCUGAGUGAGGGCGACUACGCGGGCUUCCACACACUGCUUGAGACGCUAGAGGUGGCGGCAGCGCAGGAAGGGAAGGGUCUCGAGGAUGACCAGUUCAUUCAGUACCCGAUAAGGCUGGAGCAGGCGCUUAUGGAGGGGAGCUACGACAGGGUGUGGGGCGAUACAAAGAGCGAGAGAGUGCCGAGCGAGGAGUUUGGCAUGUUCUCAGAGAUCCUCAUCGGCACAAUUCGCAAGGAAAUUGCCUCCUGCAGCGAGCGCGCAUACCCCUCGAUCCCCAUCUCCGACGCCAAAUCUCUGCUGUUCCUCGACUCGGAAGGCAGCGUUGUCAACUUUGCGCGUGAGUCUGGCUGGGUCGUCAAGGACGGCCGGAUAUACUUCCCUCAGCAGGAGGACGACUACCAGAGCAAAGACAUCUUGGUCACGAGCGACCAGGUCAUCGAGAACACACUGGGGUAUGCUAGGGAGUUGGAGAUGAUUGUCUAG